This is a messenger RNA of Bradysia coprophila, 693 nucleotides long. RefSeq lists its product as uncharacterized. The record is from RefSeq and is a predicted model, not a curated record. NCBI's taxonomy places the organism in Eukaryota, Metazoa, Arthropoda, Insecta, Diptera, Sciaridae.
UAUUUUUUUUUGUAGCUGAGAUUUUGGAGUGCACAGAAGUGCUCAUUACGGAAUUUGACGAGGAGGACGAAGAUAACCAAUUGCUGGUGGACUUUUGCAACAAACAAAGUCGUACAAGUACAAAUUACGUCACACUAAAAAACUCGAACGCAACCCGUUGGAACAGUGUCGAUGUCCAAUUCAUUCAUCAAAAACACUGACACCAUAAACAAUUAUUUGGGAUCCAUCAGAAGAUAUGAUCAAGUAUUUUCUGACACCGAAUUGAAAUUAGCUAAGGAUUUCGUAAAGGUGCUCGAAGUGUUCGAAAAAGCAACCGACGUAAUGCAAGGGAUUAGUUAUCCAUCGCUGAAUAUAUCUGUUUUCUGCUACGUAGACAUCAAAUCAAGUUUGGAGGCACUGAACACUUGUGUCACCAGCUCUCCUAUCAUCGAAAAAUCGACUGCCUUCCUGCUCGAACGACUAAACCACCGAUUACCGAUAACAGAAAAUAUGAUUGUCGCAGCUUUCUUGGACCCAUCGAUGCAAAAUUUACCUCUUUUAUCAUCUUAUUGCCGCUCACGAGAUGUCGAUAUGUUUGAACUUAUGGUGAAAAAAUGGGGCCAAUACGAACCUGAACUUCGAUUACCUCAAGCAGACAAACGUAAGGUGGUGGAACCAAAAAAGCCUGAUAGGGCUAAGCACAUUCGGAAAUGA